This is a messenger RNA of Mugil cephalus (flathead mullet), 2674 nucleotides long. Its product is annotated as circularly permutated Ras protein 1. Gene Ontology annotation, cellular component: COPII vesicle coat; endoplasmic reticulum exit site. The transcript is spliced from 20 exons. Gene Ontology annotation, molecular function: zinc ion binding; SNARE binding. Lineage: Eukaryota; Metazoa; Chordata; Actinopteri; Mugiliformes; Mugilidae. The record is from RefSeq and is a predicted model, not a curated record. Bases 217 to 2112 code for a protein of 631 amino acids. Gene Ontology annotation, biological process: COPII-coated vesicle cargo loading; endoplasmic reticulum to Golgi vesicle-mediated transport; intracellular protein transport.
UAAAACAUACAACUCUCCUUCUCUUCCUUUUAACUUUCAUUUCAGUCUUCACACAUUUUUUUUUUCCUGUCAUCUACCAAGCCUUCUACUUCCUGGAACACACGGAGCGUUGCAUGUGAAGACUUAACACGCCCACACUUUGACAGAUAAAGCCGCUUCGUUAGAAGCACUCACUUUGAGUUUGGGUUUCACCACUGCGCUGAGAGCACGACAAAGAUGGAGUUUGCCUGCAGUCAUGUCGUAUGUAAUUGGAGGCCGAAUGGAGCAGGUGUUUCUUUGAUCGAAACUGAAUACGACAACUCUGUGGUUAAUAAACAACAUGAAGUUCCACCUCCUCCACCGCUGCCUCCUCGUCGUUUCAGGAAACCUCGACCUAGCUCCCUUCCUCCCCCUUGUUUCACCUCCUUUCAGCCUCCUCUCAUUCCUCUCAGCCUCCCUCCUCCGGUCCCUCCCAGACUUGACAAGCUGGAAGGAGAAAGCAGGGUGAUAGCCAAUGUCAACGUCGUCUCCCUUGGGCUUGGGAAGCUGGUCGACAUCAGCCAAGACUCAGGCAUGGAGAGUUUUCAAACCCCAGUGAUCUGUGGGAAAUGUAGUGCUGCCUUGUCAUGUCUGAGUUCCAUACAGAAAACCGUAUGGCUGUGUGAGUUCUGCGGACGUCAAAACAGCGUAGACAACAAUGAGAACAUAGUGUGCAUUGGUCAGCGUGCAGGUGUGCGCAGUGAUGACGUUUACCUACCAAAGCAAACCGAUGAUGACUACCAGAACUUGGAGGACGCGCUUGUCGUUUUCUGUGUGGACAUAUCCGGCAGCAUGAGCGUCACAACAGAGGUUCCGUCACCCAGUGGCUCUCCAGCGUACAUAUCCAGACUAGAGGGUAUUCAGGAUGCUCUUCAGAGGGCAUUAUCAUCCAUGCUGAAGGAGUCCCCUCGCAGGAGAGUGGCACUGGUGACAUUCAACGAUGAGGUUGUAAUUUAUGGUGAUGGGACAAGAACUCCUGUCACUCUCAGAGAUUGGGCGUUGUUUGACUACGACCACAUAUGGCAACAAGGCACUGCUUACAGCAUCCCACACUGUAUCGCUGAAACCUACGAUCAACUAAUACAGCGGGUCAAAGACCUCAGAGAACAUGGAGCUACGUGUCUUGGCCCUGCAGUGUUAGCCUCGGUGGCUAUGGCGUCAAGGUACCCCGGGUCAAAGGUCAUUUUGUGUACAGAUGGCAGAGCCAACAUUGGACUUGGUGAGAUAGACCAAACCCCUUGUCUGUCCCCAGCUCAUGUUACACCGUAUUUCUAUAGACAACUAGCUCUACAGGCUGUGGGGAGUGGAGUCAUAAUAUCUAUAAUGACAUUUGAAGGGACAGACUGUUGCCUGGCUGACAUUGGGAGACUGGCUGACGCUACUGGAGGACGGGUGAACAUCGUCAGCACCGGCACUGUGGCAACAGAGAUUGAGUUAGUCACCGUAGACAACAUCCUAGCAACGGGAGUCACGGCAACCCUUCUCGCUGCUGAUGGAGUGUAUUUUCCCUAUGAGGAAGAAAACAAUCACAAAUUAUUGAGAGACAUAGGCAACGUAACAAAGGGGAUGGAGCUCACCUUCCAGUUUGCUGUAAAACCAGAUUACAUGCAAGUUUUCCUACAGAAGGACGCUGUUCCUUUCCAACUUCAGCUGAGCUUCAAGACCAGAGACCAACAAAGAGUCACUCGAGUCAUUACUGAACAGCGACCAGUAACCACCAGCAGUCGGGUUAUUGCCGGAACACUCAACCUGGCAGUACUCGGUGUUCACUGCGCUCAGCUAUGUGCCAGUUUAACCAUGGAGGGUCGCGUGCAGGAAGCACAGAGGCAGCUGAAUGCUCAACAAGACUUACUCCAACAAGUCAGUAAACUGAGGCCAAUCCAAAAGGAAGAGAGUAUCUAUGGCAACUGGAUGGACACCAUGACAACAAUCUGUGAUGGCAUCACCACUGAAUCUCAGGCUCUCUCUGAUGAAGCAGCAAAGGUGGUGUACCAGAUGAAGAGAGCCAGUAGCAACUGCUACAGCAACAUUCAGACAACACAGACUGAGAAGAAGCCUCAAAGGAAGAAGAAGUCUGCACUGGUAGCAAUGUAAAAAAAAAAUUAACUCAAAAGUGAUAUUUGGUAGAAGAAUUUUAAUCACUGAUUAAAGGUUAGCACAAGAUUUACCUCAUUAGCGUGCCAUUUUAUAAUUUACACGCUGUUGUAACAUACAGUAUUCAAAUAGCUUUAGUUCCUGCACUUUAUUGUUGUCGAUUGUUUUAGAUUUAAUUUGUUAUAACCCCACAUAUUGUUCCACAGUGCUUUGUGGAAGCCCUCUGAGUUCUCUAUAAGGAGGUAGAUGCAUAGUAAAAAGGCAAAUUUUAUCAGAGCCCAUGCAAAAAAAAAAAAAAAAAAAAACACAAAAUGAAGGAACAUCAGUGUCAGAUUUUAAACAUUCUAUCCAAGAGGAUCAGGACUGACGUUACAGUCCGUCAGGGAAGACAAACUGACAAUAUUGUAUCAGGACAGUCCUAGACAAACCACAUACGCCAUAUCAUAGCAGAGAGAUUCCACCAGAUUAUUCUGUACAGUAUUAGAUUCCUGUUUUAUAGGAAUUGACAAAAGGAAAUGGUCUAUUUGUUUCAUGUCAAAUAAAAUUAUUUCUUUAUUACACA